UGCAACUGAAAAUAUAAAAAAAUAUAUAUUUUUUAAAUAUUUAGCCCAUGCAAAGAGGCAACGAAUUCACCAACUAACCAUAGCAAAGUCACAAACUCGAAGCAUAUCUCAUUCACAAAUCAAAGCACGCAAUUGUUACUUGUUGUUCAUUGCAUUGCAUCAUAUUGUGAAUUCGAUCCUCUUCUUCAUGAACUUCAAAGCCCUUCUUUUUCUCCUCCUUCUGUGCGCAAAUUCCUAUUUUGCCCUCGCCGGAAAGCGCAAGGUUCACAUCACCGACGACUUAGACGACGUCUACGACGACGAGGAGGACGAUGCGUGGAAGGAUUGGGGCAAGAAACCCACUCCCUCCUUCCCUCCUUCAGAUUUCUCCAAGAUGGAUCCCUCUCAGAUCCAAGAUGAGAUGAUGAAGCACCACACCGGACCCGCCAUCGGGUUCGUCAAGCUCCGAUUAGGGGUUCCCCGGACUCCGGACUCGGUUGCUGAAAUUGCCAUGAAAUGGACACAAGUUCUGAGAACUGGAGCAGUUGGAGUAAGGUUUAUGGCUGUUGAUCUGAAUACGAUCAUGUUCAACUUGGAAAGCAUCAAAGACUUGGAGGAGUUGAAGGAAUUUGUCUUGGACCAAUCAGAGACAUAUGAAAUUAAAAUGGGGGAUCAAUUUUUUCGAAGACCAGGAGAUCCACCUCUAGAUGAAGUUAUUCAGAGGCUCAAUAGUGAGAAAGACAAAGCAGAUAAUGUUGAUCCAGAGGAAAUUGAUGAAAAUUUGAAGACAGAGUUGUAAUUAAACUGUAUAGAUACAAUUUUCUAGAAGUUGAGAUAAAGCAAUGUGUGCCACUUCUUUUCGAAGAUUUGCUUCAAGUUUUGUUAAUUUUGUAGUCGUCACUCGCAACUUUUUCUUCCUUCUCUUUCAAUCAAGAUGAUAAAACUGCUUUUAAAUGCUAGUGAAGUAGUAAUCACCUUUACUGCAUUUAGGAAGACUACGAGAACACUUCUCAAUGGGAGAAAUUUUGAAUAGAAAGACAUUGAAAUUCUUAAGACUUCACUUGAUGGGAGCUUCAAGCACUAGGCUGCCAUUUAUGACCAAACUAACAUUACCAAUAGUGAAUGCUUUGUAACCAAUCAACCUUCAUAUGGCCACAAUUUUCUGU
Molecule: messenger RNA, 1145 nt
Organism: Abrus precatorius (Indian licorice)
Lineage: Eukaryota; Viridiplantae; Streptophyta; Magnoliopsida; Fabales; Fabaceae
Exons: 3
Coding region: 188-778 (196 amino acids)
Source: RefSeq, a predicted model, not a curated record